CUAACCGGAAAUAUACAGAGAGGAAGAGGUGCAAGUUUGUCCAGUAGGGAACCUGAAAUAAGAUAAAACAGAACGACGUGGAGGUUGUUUAUAAAACCUUUAAACCCAGUGGGUCGGUGUGAAGUCUCACCAUGUCGGUACACUUUGAGGAGAGGAGCGGCGUCAUCCCCUGCAAGACCCCCUGGGGCUCCUGGUACCAGACCAUGGAGGAGGUCUACAUCGAAGUCACCGUGCCUCAGGGAACCUCUGCUAAGGAGGUGAAGUGCCAUUUAGGAACCAGAGACAUCGAGCUGCAUGUCAGAGGGAAUGAAAUAUUCAAGGGAACGUUGUUUGGCACCACUGUGUCUGAUGAGGCUACCUGGACGCUGGAGGAUAAAUGUCUCAUCCGUAUCGUUUUAAUGAAAACCAACAGAGAAGCUGGGAACUGCUGGCCCUCCCUGCUGGAGGGAGAGUACUGUGCAAAUGCCUGGGUCCAGGACCAGAUGCAGAGAAAACUCACUCUGGAGAGGUUUCAGCGAGAGAAUCCUGGAUUUGACUUCAGCGGUGCAGAAAUUUCGGGGAACUUUGCUGGCGGCGGUCCCGACUUUUCCAGCUUACAGCAGUGACGUUAGCGUUGAUGUGAAAACCUGGUCCACACCCAAGUGUUACUUCUGCCUGUUCACCACACACACAGGCACAGGUCUUCUGUUCUGAGAGCAGACAUCUUUAUAAACGGAAGGCUUGUCAGAGCUGCUCUUUUCUCUGGAUUCUCUGCCACAAGACUUUUUAAAAGCCUUGUUUGAAAAGUUAUAAAGUCCACAGCGAGAAAAUGGGAGAACUUUUCUUAGUAUUUGUUAAACACAAAACAGUUAUAGCUUUUCAAUAAAAUUUUAUUGAAAGGUACAGGUGCACAAGUUUGUCAGAUGGGGCUUUCCUUUGACCGUUUUGAACUCUAGAACACUAUUACUGUCACUAGCAAAAACGUCCCAGGCAGGGAAACUGGGAAAGAAAAUGCUGAACAAAUUCCAAGCUGCAUUCCCAUGACAAUGGCAACUUUUAGUGAACUAAAACUAAUUUCAAUCACAUGGUGUCCACAGAAUGUGGAUUCAGUGAAAACAACUUAGGUGUUGAACAUUUCAGUUCGAACAUAACGUUAGCCACGAGUGACCGCGUCACCACUCGUUCCACUUCAAUGGUCUAAACCAGGAGCGCUCCCUCACCUCAUCAAAAAAAAAAAAAAAAGAAAA
Molecule: messenger RNA, 1226 nt
Organism: Nothobranchius furzeri (turquoise killifish)
Lineage: Eukaryota; Metazoa; Chordata; Actinopteri; Cyprinodontiformes; Nothobranchiidae
Gene: nudcd2
Product: NudC domain containing 2
Biological process (GO): protein folding
Cellular component (GO): cytoplasm
Source: RefSeq, a predicted model, not a curated record